Molecule: messenger RNA, 2152 nt
Organism: Lactuca sativa (garden lettuce)
Lineage: Eukaryota; Viridiplantae; Streptophyta; Magnoliopsida; Asterales; Asteraceae
Product: putative serine/threonine-protein kinase PBL28
Biological process (GO): protein autophosphorylation
Cellular component (GO): plasmodesma; plasma membrane
Molecular function (GO): transmembrane receptor protein tyrosine kinase activity; ATP binding
Source: RefSeq, a predicted model, not a curated record
UAUUCGGGGAAGGAGGGGGGAGUUGACUGACUAAGCAUCAUCCAUUAUGUUAAAUACAACAUCAUGUUACUCGAAAAAAAUUGUAUCAUUAAUUAGCUUACUUCUCUCAAUCCUUCCGAUUAUAAUCUCCAUUUUAGUCGACAACUCUCACAAUGUCCUCUUUCAUGUGUGAGUAUCAGCACCUCGAAAUUCCACUUGAAUACAUAAAACAGGCCACCAACUACUUCGGUGAUGACAACUUCAUUGCCGAAGGUAGAAUUGGGAAAGUGUAUAGGGGAGAAUUCCUCCAAUCUAACGGUUCAACCAUGGCUGCUGUAAAGCGCUUGAAUCCUUCAAAUAAUCAUGGGGACGCUGAUUUUUGGAGAGAUAUCGUGUUGCUUUCCGAAUAUAAACAUGAAAAUAUCAUCUUACUCCUCGGCUUCUGCAAUCAAAGUAAGGAAAGGAUCCUUGUGUAUGAAUAUGCACCAAAGAAAAGCCUUGAAAAUCAUCUACGUGACCCCAAGUUGACAUGGGUUCAACGUCUCAAGAUAUGUCUUGGAGCUGCACGUGGCUUGGAGUACCUUCACAAUUCAAGGGGAGGUCAACAAAGAGUCCUACAUCGUGAUAUCAAAAGUGCUAACAUCUUGUUGGACGAAAAUUGGAAUGCAAAAAUUGCUGAUUUUGGCUUUUCCAAAUAUAGCCCUUCAAACCAAAAACACUCGAUUCUAGUCUCUAAACCCAAAGGCACUCUUGGGUAUAGUGAUCCUGUGUUUCUAGAAACAUCAUUUUACAAGAAAGAAUCAGAUGUCUAUUCUUUCGGCGUAGUGCUAUUUGAAGUAUUGUGCUCAAGGCUCUGUGUUGAUUAUAGUUAUGAUGAUAUGCGAAGAUCCCUACCUGCAUUUGUGAAGAACUCUUCUAAAGAGAAAAUCAGGGAUACAAUUAUCGAUGUUAAUCUACUGCAACAAAUGGAAGAAAAAUCUUUUGAUACCUUUGUAACACUCGCGUAUGAAUGUUUGGAAAGAGAGCAAAAGAACCGCCCUUCUAUGGAGUUGAUCGUGAAAAAGAUUGAAACUGCACUCGAAUAUCAGGAGCAAAGAAAUGUCCCUGUUUUGAAUAUUGUGAACUGGGCAUCGUCUUCAACACCGUAUGUGAUACAAGAGAAGCGAGUUCUACUUCCUCAAAAGGAACAAACUGGGAGAAAUCAAUUAGGGAAGAGUCCUGAUGAUGAUGAUGAGAUGAUCAAAAAGUGGUCAAGCGGAAAAGAAGGGAAUUUGCGUGCAUUGCUUUCAACGCUACAUGAGAUCCUUGAACCUGAAGAUGGUUGGGAACCGGUUCCAUUGACAGAUAUGAUGAGCACUCGUGCUGUAAGGAAACAUUACGAGAAUGCUGAAUAUCUUACUAGUGCUGUAAGGCUUGUACAACGAGGUGCAAGCACAAGGGAAAAGUAUAUAUGUAAGAAGGUUCUUGAAAUCUUAAAUGUAUGCAGUGUGGAAGUGUUGAGAUUCGAAUCUGAAGAGAAAGUUGUUCAACAAAAAAAGCGCUCUGAAGAGAGACAACAGAAUCGUAUUCUAGGAGAAAAAUAUGAUGAUGAUAUCAAAAGGUGGACAAAUGGAAGAGAACGUUUCUUGGGUGAUAUGUUGUCAAACCUACAAGAUAUACUUGGACCUGAAAGUGGCUGGGAACCGGUUUCACUGAAAGGUGAGUGGCAAACUAGAUAUUUAAGUAAAGCUUACAAGAGAUCUCUUCUUCUAACCGAUCCCAGCACACUGAAAAACCGAGGGGCAAGCAUGAAGGAAAAGUAUAUAUAUGGAAAGGUUCGCAAUAUUUUAAAGGAUGGUUGGGAUUCUGCUCUUGCUGAAGACAAAUAGCAGCCUGAUACUACAUGUAACAGGUUCUUGGUCGUUAUUGAAGAUAGUUUUAACAAGCUGAACUUAACCAAUAAAUUCUUGGCUUAAAAGUUUAAAAUAUUAAAUGUGGUAUUCGGCCCAACUACCUAGAAUUGUUUACGGCUCAUAGAAGCUGGUCUAUAUCAUUUUGAGUGUUCUUAAUUUGCUUUGUUAGUUUGCAUGGUUCAAAUGUGCAAUUAGUAGUAUGAAGUCUGAACAAUAAUUAAUUGACGUAAAUGUAGUUUCAUUUAUUAUUAGAUGAAAGAAUUUGUUUGUUAGUAAUGUGA